GUUCUCCAAAAGCAUGUUUGCUACUGUAGUUAGAAACAUACACCUAGCUGCCAUCCAGCACCUUUCACCGAAUUUUCCAGGAUAUAUCUCACCAUGCACGGUCAAAACUACAGCAAAGCAACGCAAGGAGUGUGUCUAGUGGCUCUGAUUCUUAUGCAUCAGGUGUGUGCUAGUCAAAUAGGAAGCCAUGAUUCAAGGCUGAGCCUCCAGCAGGGCACCAAGCUACUGCAACGGAGAACCCGCAUGACCCCUCUGUGGAGGUUCAUGGGUACCAAGCCCACUGGGGCCUACUGCCGAGACCAUUUUGAGUGCUCCACCCAAAUCUGCAGAAGGGGCCACUGUGCCCUCAAUGGGGCGGUUCAUUCCUAGAAGUGGAGGAGCCAGAGGUUUCUUCUCACCAAUCAGAGAACAUUGACUAAUGUUUUAAUAAAGUUGAUUUACGUAACAAGCCUGUCAAGAAACUUCACAGACAUGGUGAAACAUCUCAGAUUGCAAACUUAUUUUUUUUUAAUGUAGGCCAGGGAUUAAACAUUUUGAAAUUAGAGGAAUGGUUUUAUCAACUUGGUGUAUAUUCAUCUCACAUGUACUUGAAAGCACUUUAACUUACCAUUUAUAUGUAUGUACUGUAUAAUACUACAACUCAAGAGCCUUGAAACUAUUUUUUUUUGUAUUUUAUUUGGUAUUUUAUUAGGAUCCCCAUUAGCUGUAUCGAAAGCAGCAGCUAUUCUUAUUGGGGGUCCACACAAUGAUCACCAUUAAACAUUGCGCAAAUGUCCUCCAUGUAUCCUGACAUCCUACACAACAGUGUUUAGUUGAAAUGUUUAGUAUGCAAUGUUAACUGAUAAGAAGUGUGUACUAAAGUGAAUAUGAACCAUUCAUCCAUGUACCGCAUAAAACUGUACUGUAACGAUUCUUGCUCACUCAUGUCUAAUGUCUUCGUAGUGAUUUUUAUAGAAACGCUAUAAUGAAGAGGCAUAAUGUUCGAUGUAUUUGAAAAAAAGAAGCACAACAAAGAUUUUGCUCACAAAUGAAGCGAUGAUGAAAAAUGUGCAUAAGAGCAUACUGUAAAGGAGUGUCUGCCAACAUGUACAUUUAACAAGAGAAAACACACUUAAAGUUGCAAAAAUAAAAGUAUGCUUCUGAUAA
This is a messenger RNA of Coregonus clupeaformis (lake whitefish), 1146 nucleotides long. RefSeq names its product liver-expressed antimicrobial peptide 2-like. NCBI's taxonomy places the organism in Eukaryota, Metazoa, Chordata, Actinopteri, Salmoniformes, Salmonidae. Bases 94 to 369 code for a protein of 91 amino acids. Gene Ontology annotation, biological process: defense response to bacterium; antimicrobial humoral immune response mediated by antimicrobial peptide. The transcript has 3 exons. The record is from RefSeq and is a predicted model, not a curated record.